Messenger RNA from Sphenostylis stenocarpa, 330 nucleotides. NCBI's taxonomy places the organism in Eukaryota, Viridiplantae, Streptophyta, Magnoliopsida, Fabales, Fabaceae. The record is from the annotation of a GenBank genome assembly.
AUGAGGGUUCAGUGGUUAAACAAAGAGAAAGGUAAAAGGGGAAUUGACAUCUUCAUUCCAUUCAAGGCGGAGCAAACAUGUGGCCUACAGAAAAUGGAGUUAUGGGAUGAAGAGGAGGAAAAGAGAUUGGUUGGUGAGUUUGCGAAACGACAGCGAUUGCCACACGUCACUGGCCUACACGGCGCCACGUUCCCAUCUGAAUUCUCACGGGAUAAACGACAAGACACAGAAAAAAGAUGGUAUGGAAGAUAUUUACGGAACAAUGAUAGAACUGAACAGAAGAGAAUAGAUAUUCUUGCUUCUCCUCGGUUCACUACUAGAACCAAUUAA